Molecule: messenger RNA, 1899 nt
Organism: Sclerotinia sclerotiorum 1980 UF-70
Lineage: Eukaryota; Fungi; Ascomycota; Leotiomycetes; Helotiales; Sclerotiniaceae
Exons: 3
Coding region: 1-1899 (632 amino acids)
Biological process (GO): protein K63-linked ubiquitination; DNA damage tolerance; regulation of DNA-templated transcription
Cellular component (GO): nucleus
Molecular function (GO): DNA-binding transcription factor activity, RNA polymerase II-specific; ubiquitin conjugating enzyme activity; zinc ion binding
Source: RefSeq, a predicted model, not a curated record
AUGUCCGGAGCAGCGGAAGGAUUGGCCGGCCUUACUUUGAGUGCAAUCAGUGUUGCAGCCUUGUUCACGACAUGUAUCGAGUGCUUUGAUAUUGUUAUUGCUGGGAAGAAUUUCAGUGAGGAUUUCGAGCAACUUUGUGCCCUGUUCUCCCUAGAACGUGCUCGAUUUGGCCUCUGGGGUGAGUCCGUUGGGUUGAUCCCAGACCCAAAUAACGGGCGCCGCCUACAGUACGACAAGAACAUCGAUAGACAAGACAUUCGACCGGGAGUGGAAAGGAUCCUCAAUAACAUCCAAAUUCUGCUCGAAGAGGGUGCUCGAAUCAAUAAGAAGUAUGGCGAGAUGCUAGUGACUCAGCAAUCAACGUCGUUAGGUAUGCAAGUCUUCAAGACUUCAUUCGAAAGAUUCAAACUUCGAAUAAGAGAACAUCAGAAAGACACACCUGCUUGGAAGGUAACCUCAUGGGUGGUACACGAUGCGAAGAAGUUCGAAGAUUUAAUUGAACGGCUAAGGAGAUAUGUUGAUGGCCUUGAGAGUAUCACUAAAUCUUUAGGAUUAUUGGAAAAUCAGCAUUCUCGAUUAUUAGAAGAAAUUGAUAGCAUAUCCGACGUAGAAAGCUUGAGAUUGCUUCGGGAUGCCUCUUCAAUCCAUGGGAAUUCCAGUACGGGGGAUAUUUCAGAGACUGCGAGCAAACGUUUUUCCUUCAAGACGGCAUGUACAAGACAGUCUACGGGACUCUUCAGCCACCCCAACUCAAUGCCAAAACCACCGGGAGCCUGGCCACCGUCGUUGCCAUCACACAAAAAGGAAAUGGGCAAGGAAACUCAACAAAAGCGGAGUAACACUUGUCAAGAAUGUCUCCAAGAGCAUUAUAAAUGUGAGACAAUUAAUAAGACGGGUUCCUGUUUAAGAUGCAUACAGACCGGAAGAGAAUGCAGUUUUUCGAAAAGUCCACGCAAAGACCUAGCUACUUCUUUUACGUCAACCUCUGAAGUUGUUGAUGCUAUGUAUGAUGCUAAUACCGACCCAUCAUCACCACAACAAUUAUCUCAGAAUCGGCGCCUUAUGCAAGGGCUUAUUGAGAUGGCUGGACCUCAACAAGCUCUGAGUUUUUCUACUGGCGAUACAAACUAUGGCGAUCGCCUCACUGCUAUCAAAAGCGAAGAUGCAGAAUUUUGGGUUCAAAGCUCUGGAAAACUGGUUACAGCUGCGCAAACUGGUCCUGCGGUCUGGAAGCGCAUUUUCCUUGACCUUCGUGGUAUUCGACAAGCUAAUAUACCAUUUAUCAGUGCUACGCCCAUUAACAAUUCUCUCGAUACUAUAUUGGCAAGCAUUGAGGGACCGCCGGAAACUCCAUAUGAAGGCGGCAUAUUCUGGAUUACAUUUAAAAUAACGGACCAUUAUCCCGAUCAGUUACCUCUCAUGAGAUUCAACACAAAGAUUUACCACCCAAACAUAUCACCACAAGGAUACGUUUGCUGCAUAGAUAGUCAACUUCAGAAUCACCCAAGGCGCUUGAAAAGUUUGGAUAAGUGGCCUUCCGGAAGCAAUAGGAAACUCGAUUGGUCAAUUGGAGCGCUGCUUACCGCACUAUGUGAUCUUUUAUCAUCUCCCGAUGUGGAUGACCCGUUGGUGCCGGAGAUUGCACACACUUAUCACAAAAAUUUUGAUGAAUAUUGUUCUAAUGCCCGACUAUAUACUAAGAAGUAUGCGUCCGGUGAGAGACCGGAUGAAACAAAUAUUGUGUUUUUUGAUAUCUCUUCUCAAGGAAUUGAUACUUCUUCUAAGGAUGUUGAUAGUUCUUCUAAAGAAAUCGAUCUCACAGAUUCCUUGAAUAGCCAUCAAAGGAAACACCACGGGCGAAUGGCUAAACUUCUGUGGAGUAGGAGAAACUAUCAGUAA